Molecule: messenger RNA, 1895 nt
Organism: Pipistrellus kuhlii (Kuhl's pipistrelle)
Lineage: Eukaryota; Metazoa; Chordata; Mammalia; Chiroptera; Vespertilionidae
Gene: NDFIP1
Product: Nedd4 family interacting protein 1
Exons: 8
Coding region: 182-844 (220 amino acids)
Biological process (GO): ubiquitin-dependent protein catabolic process; positive regulation of protein ubiquitination; metal ion transport
Cellular component (GO): Golgi apparatus; endoplasmic reticulum; perinuclear region of cytoplasm
Molecular function (GO): WW domain binding
Source: RefSeq, a predicted model, not a curated record
CCCGGGGCCGAGCCGGAGCCUCCGCGGCGGCGCGCACAGCCGAGGAGAGCGGUUCGCCUGGUAGCGGCGGCCAUCGAGACCCACCCGAGGCGCGACCCCCGGCCUCCCGGCCUCCAGCCGCCGCGCCCGCGCCCCUUCCUCCCUCUCUCGCCGCCGCCCUCGUCCCCGCGCCGGCUGCGCCAUGGCGUUGGCGGCUCUGGCUGCGGUGGAGCCGACCUGCGCCGUCGAGUACCAGCAGUUGCAGAAUGUGGAAGAGCCUGCACAGCUGGAACAGGCUGCAUGUGAUGCUCCUCCUCCUUACAGCAGCAUCUCCCCAGAGAGUGCAGUAGUGUAUUUUGACUACAAAGACGAGUCUGGGUAUCCAAAGCCCCCAUCUUACAAUGUGGCUACCACACUGCCCAGCUAUGAUGAAGCCGAGAGAACCAAAGCUGAAGCUACUGUUCCUUUGGUUCCUGGAAGAGAUGAGGAUUUUGUGGGUCGGGAUGAUUUUGAUGACGCUGACCAGCUGAGGAUAGGAAACGAUGGGAUUUUCAUGUUAACUUUUUUCAUGGCAUUCCUCUUUAACUGGAUUGGGUUUUUCCUGUCUUUUUGCCUGACCACUUCAGCGGCAGGAAGGUAUGGGGCCAUUUCAGGAUUUGGUCUCUCCCUAAUUAAGUGGAUCUUGAUUGUCAGGUUUUCCACUUAUUUCCCUGGAUACUUUGAUGGUCAGUAUUGGCUCUGGUGGGUGUUCCUGGUUUUAGGCUUCCUCCUGUUUCUCAGAGGAUUUAUCAAUUAUGCAAAGGUUCGGCAGAUGCCAGAAACUUUCUCAAAUCUCCCCAGGACCAGAGUUCUCUUUAUUUAUUAAAGAUGUUUUCUGGCAAAGGCCUUCCUGCGUUUAUGAAUUCUCUCUCAAGAAGCAAGAGAACACCUGCAGGAAGUGAAUCAAGAUGCAGAACACAGGAAUAAUCACCUUCUUCAACAAAAUAAAGUACUGUUGAAAAAGAUCAUGUCUCACUAUUUGUUCCUAGAUGUUAAAUUUUAGUAGUUAAUGCAGAAUUCUGUAAUCAUGGAAUCAUUAGUGGUUAAUGUUUGAAAAAGCUCUCGCAAUCAAGUCUGUGAUGUAUUAAUAAUGCCUUAUCUAUGGUUUGUAGUCAUUUUAAAUAGCAUGAGCCUUGUCCCUGUAGUCACUAGGGGGCAAUCUUGCUUUAUUCAUCUUCCAUCUCAAAAUGACUUUGGCAUAAAAUACUUUAGUGUAAGAUAAUGUGUAAUGCUGGCCAUUUUAAAGGGGUUUUCUCAAAAGUUAAAAAUUCCUUAUGACUGCAUUCAUUUCUGCACAUAAUCAUAUUUACUGUGAAAAUUAAUCUAGAAAUUGAUGCAAUUGUAUUGUGAACACCUGAAAACAAAACCAUAGUGCAAAUACAUUUGAGGUUUGGUCAAGAAUAUGUUCUUAAUUGGAAAAUAAUAAGCAUUAAUUUUUUUUAUAGUUUGUAUUCUAAAUUUUGCAGUACCUGUUGUUCUUUAUUGUGUGCCUAAGGGAUUGUAAAUGUGUUGUUACUGUAUAAAAUAGAAAGGACAGGAACAAAUACAGUUUAAUAAAAUGCAAUUCUGGACACUUUCUGUAUGAUUAACAUCUCCUAUCCCUUCUUUUUCUUUUUCUCUUAUCUCCUAAUGAUGAUUAGGCCAAGGGCUGGGAGUAGGGAGGGGAUUAAUUACUAGGAGCAAAGAAUUUGCUUGGAACUUUUGAGAUGAUCCUUAACAUACUGUAUGUACUACUUGCUUUUACAAUGUGUUAGCAGAAACUGAUGUGCUAUAAAUGUAGAAUGAUGUGCUUUCUGCCAAGUGAUUAUUCACCUUGGUUUGCUAUGUUAAGACUGUAAAUACAACAGAACAUUAAUAAAUGUCUCUUGUGUAGCAAA